This is a messenger RNA of Fibroporia radiculosa, 1218 nucleotides long. RefSeq lists its product as uncharacterized. Lineage: Eukaryota; Fungi; Basidiomycota; Agaricomycetes; Polyporales; Fibroporiaceae. The record is from RefSeq and is a predicted model, not a curated record. The coding region runs from base 1 to 1218 and encodes 405 amino acids. The transcript is spliced from 2 exons. Gene Ontology annotation, molecular function: S-adenosylmethionine-dependent methyltransferase activity.
AUGCCAACGAGUUUGGAACACUUUCUCAGUUCUGAUGCAGCCAUUGCCAUCCUAAUCCCACUAACAUUAUUCAUUAUCAGUGCCUGUCUGCACCGACCAUCUUUCGCUGAAUUGUACAGCCUCCUCUCCGAAAUUGUAUACGGCAAGCAUGUCGCGUUACCCCACCCCUUUUCUCUUCAGCAUGCGGCAGUAUCAUUCGGCCAAUAUGCUCAGAUGUCAAAUAGGGAACUGUCGAAGAUGCGUGCAUCAUACGGGCGACUUAUUCGAACACACAAAUGCAUAGGUACCAGCUUCGGGUAUCCGAACAAGUUAGAUCAACUGGAGAAUUCUAUACGUACGAAUGCGCAAAUCACUCAAGGCAUCGCAGAUCUUGCUAGGAAUCAGUUCUCGAGUCUACUGGCCACUACGCUAUCGGCAGACCUACGAGGAGACCUCGGAAGAGUCAGAGAGUCGCUAAAGCAUUUCGUGCGAGAUUGGAGCGACGAGGGAAGGGAGGAACGUGCGAGGAUAUUCUCUCCGAUCUUGGACGUCUUAAAGGAGGUACAGCCUGCGCGGCGUGCGUCGAUGCGAGUACUCGUCCCAGGAUCUGGCCUCGGGAGAUUGGCUUGGGAGAUCUCUGAGCUCGGGUAUCAUACAACAGCAAAUGAGCUAUCAUUCUUCAUGAACAUCGCAUUUCGGUUCCUACUCUCAGAAGAGACGACGCAGACUCCACAUCAGCACGUCCUGCAGCCGUAUUCGCACUGGUUCUCUCACCAGCGUACCAGGGAGGCUUUAUUUCGACAUGUCACAUUUCCUGACGUCGUACCGCGGCUCGCUAGUGCAAGCCUCUCAUCCAAUCUACAUAUCGAGGAGCAAGAUUUCCUUUCGCUCCGCAUAUCACCAGACUAUGACUACAUAAGCACCCUCUUCUUCCUCGACACCUCUCUCAAUGUCAUCGAGACCAUUGAACGCAUAUAUGCACUUCUUAGGCCAGGAGGAAUGUGGAUAAAUCUUGGACCGCUCUUGUGGACCGGUGGGGGACUGGCCGGGGUUGAACUAAGCUUGGAGGAAGUUCUCCGCCUUGUGGAAUUAGUUGGUUUUAAGUUAUACGAGGAGCAUGACCAACGCCACAAGACGAUGCGUAGAACCAUUGAGUGUGAGUACACCGCCGACCGAGAGGCAAUGAUGCGAUGGUUGUAUCAGGCGGAGUUUUGGGUGGCAGUGAAGCCAGGGUGUUGA